Colletotrichum scovillei is the source of this 3441-nucleotide messenger RNA. Its product is annotated as adhesin protein Mad1. The coding region runs from base 1009 to 3084 and encodes 691 amino acids. The transcript is spliced from 2 exons. NCBI's taxonomy places the organism in Eukaryota, Fungi, Ascomycota, Sordariomycetes, Glomerellales, Glomerellaceae. The record is from RefSeq and is a predicted model, not a curated record.
CGGGACUUGAACGAGGAGACCACUGUUCAACCAUUGGGAUAGAGAGACACACGCAGAGACUCCCGUCCUCAUGCUCAAGGAUCAAAGGGGUUGUCCAGGGGCUGCAGUGCCCAAAUGCACCCGUCUCCGUCUGUUCCUGGCUCCGAUCCAAGCAACAAGUCGCUCGAAUAGGAACCGUUCAACCGCUCAGGUGCCGGAUGGGAAGAAGGCAGUGCUGUUUCUGGCCCCAUCCUGCAAUCCCCCAUUUCCCAGCCCAGUCUUCAGUCGUAGCACCAUCCAGAAGUCGUCUUGGAGAACCAAAUCCCUGUUGGCGGAUAGCAUGGCCUUCGAAGAGGCCGGCAUCAAACCCGGCUUCGCUUUGCCUUGCCUGCCAUGCCCUCCGGUGACCUCUCCUCCUUUAGCCUCCAUCCACCCAUCCCAUAUCCACAUCUGCGCCCACCACCGCACCACGGCCAUCCAUCAGCCAGUCCACAGGCCCCCAUGCCUAGUGCGAGUGCUGUCCACAUCCACAUCCAUGGCCAUGCCACGGGUCCGCUGUACCUAGUCCGUGCAGCACGGCCUUGCACUUGCACCUCCUGCCUGGAUCCACCCCGUCUCCGUCCCUCAUCCCCGUUCGGUCCUCUCUCUGCGUCUGUUCAGUCAGUCACUCAGUCUGUCAGUCUCCCACCCCUCCCCUCCAGGCAAGUCGCCUUCUCAGGUGAGGGUGAGGGUGAGGGUGAAGACUAGGAACCUCACACCCAACCAUCCCCAGUGAUAGGAGUCGUCGUUCUUGUAUAUAGACUCUUCCUCUUCCCGCCCAUGUUUACUGUUUCGAUUCUCAUCCUCAUCGAACAUUCUUUCCUACUUUCGUUCUAUCAAACAACAGUCCAUUCGCUUUCUGAGUGUAAAGUCAUUCGCUUCUUUACUCUCAACUUAAUACCAACUUAGUUUUUUGUUUCCUCUACUUUCACUAGAACAAAGUAUCUCUCACUCUCACUUCAAGAAAAGAAUCCUCGUCCAUCAUUCAAAAUGAAGAACAGCGUUGCUCUUCUGGCUCUUGCCGCCGGCGUCAGCCAGGUCACUGCUACCGGCUGGAACAAGUUCCCUUCCUUCACCUGCCCCGAGAACACCGACAACAAGUGUGACGACAAGCAGAAGGAUGGCUUCUCCUGGGGUGACUUGAACACUGGAUCGUUCAGCAACUAUGGCGGCUUCGACUUCAAGGGCUGGACCUGCGGAAGCGAUUUCUCCAAGCGCGAUCUUCUCGCUCCCCGCACCUUCGGCAAGGGCAAGGUCAUUGAGGGCUCUUGCGGAAGCACCAAGGAGACCUCUCCCUCCUUCGGCUGUGGCUCCGGCACCAGCUCCCCCGACAAGUUCUCCAUUGUCCACUUUGACGUCUCCGUCGAGUUCGACUGCGACCUCGAGUUCCACUACGACAUGCCCGAUGGCUCCAGCUGCAAGCACCGCUCUGCCUGCUCCAAGUCUGGAACCACUGUCAAGAACUCCCAGUGCGGUGGUGCCAAGAACGUCACCAUUGUCUACCCUGAGCAGCCCUCCAAGCCCAAGACCACCUGCGGUGUUGGCAUCCACACCAUCAGCUUCGACUGCAGCCCUCCCCAGACCACCGUCCCUCCCAAGACCAAGACCAGCUCUUUCGCCAUCGCCACCACCUUGAGCACCAAGACUCACGACAAGCCCGUCAAGACCACCUCCGAGGCCGAGGCCACCUCCACCGCCGUUGUUCCCUCCGUCUCCAAGCCCACCAAACCCGUUGAGGAGACCACCGAGGCCACCAAGCCUGCCACCACCGGCCCCUCCAAGGAGACCGAGACUGCUCCCGUUCCCAGCAAGGGCGAGACCACCUCCGCUGCCCUCCCCUCCAUCUCCAUCCCCGCGGAUUCGACCACUGCUGUUGUUCCUUCCGUCACCAAGCCCGCCGAGACCCCCAUUGUCUCCAAGCCUACUGAGGAGACCAGCAAGCCUGUCGAGUCUGUCACCAAGCCCGUCGGCGGUGAGACCACCUCGGCUGCCCUCCCCAGCGCCUCCGUUCCUACCGUUCCCGGCAAUGGCACCCAGCCCGCUGAGACCGUCCCCGCGACCGUCCCUGCCACCGUUCCCGCUGUUCCCGAGACCAAGACCACUGUCUACGACACCACCUCCACCGUCUACACCACCCGCGUUGAGACCGUCACUUCUUGCGCUCCUGAGGUCACCAACUGCCCCGCCAAGUCCCACGCCGUUGUCACCGUCACCGUCCCCGUCUCUACCACCAUCUGCCCCGUCACCGAGACCUUCGUCCACACUCCCGGUGUUCCCUCCAAGCCUGCUGCCACCCAGCCCGCCGGUGUUCCUUCCCAGGGUGUCUCCUCCCAGAAGCCUGUCGCCUCGGUCACUGUUCCCGCUGGCCCCGUUGAGACUCUUCCCUGCCCCGAUGUCGUUCCCCAGUGCUUGAGCACCUGGAUGUUCUCUUCCGGCUGCACUGACAACUCUGAUGUCAACUGCUUCUGCCCCGACUCCAAGUUCGUCGAGAACGUCUUCUCUUGCAUCUACUCCUACGGUGCCAGCGACGAGAUCAUCUCCAAGGCUACCCAGUUCUUCCAGGGCAUCUGCGCUGCUCACAUCCCUGAGAACCCUGCCAUCGUCACUGUCCCUGCCACCAUCACCACCGCCAUCACCGUCUCGGCCACCAAGCCCGCUGCCACCAACCCUGCCGAGUACACCACCGUCACCGUUGAUAAGACCAUCGUUGUCCCCUGUGUCACCUCUGGCACCACCGUUCCCGGCUCCUCCACCACCGCCAUCAUCAAGACCACCCUCGAGGUUCCCCACGUCUCCUUCGCCACCAACUCCGCUUCGGUCGUCGUUCCCGUCCCGGCUCCCUCUGCCCCCGCCGGAACCCCCGUUGCCCCCGGUGCGACUGCCUCUUCCCAGGCUCCGGUUGCUCCCUACCCUACCACCCCCGCCGCUGGCGCCAGCAAGACCACUCCUGUCGGCACUGGCGGUGCUGCCGUCCCUACCACCACUGGCGUCGUUGUCGCCGGUGCUGGCAAGACCACCUUCGGCCUCGGUGCCGUUGUUGCCAUUGCUGCCCUCGCUGCCUUCUAAGCUGGGUAACAUGGCUGCUUUCUCCCCUCCCCUCUACUAAGAUGAAACUUACUUGAGCGCGGAGGAGAGAUGCUACCCCCCAAAAUUUCCUUACUGUAUCCAAGUCGCUGCAUGCACACACAAAUCUGUAAUCUACAAGCCCGCAAUUUUACAUAUCAUUCUUACGAUCCUUACGAAACAAACACAUUGCAUAGGUGGUUUUUUAUAGGUCUGGAAACAUUCGGUGUUAAAAAGGACUCUAUAUUCCCACAUUUAUCUCAACCUGGCCGCGAACUUUUAGAGCGCAUCAGAAAAAAAGGGUGUUGGAAGAUUUUUUUUAUACCCCUUGGCUUGUUGGAUUAAUACUUAAUUAGCUAG